Molecule: messenger RNA, 1215 nt
Organism: Saccostrea cuccullata (small rock oyster)
Lineage: Eukaryota; Metazoa; Mollusca; Bivalvia; Ostreida; Ostreidae
Product: ferric-chelate reductase 1-like
Exons: 4
Coding region: 4-825 (273 amino acids)
Cellular component (GO): membrane
Source: RefSeq, a predicted model, not a curated record
AAAAUGUGUUUCUUUGGAUUAGUUCUGAGCUUUCUUUUGGUUAAAACUUCGGUUGGAUAUCCCGAUGGAGCUCCGGAGAGAGCGUGUUUUUUCAUGAUCCCCCGACAUACUCAUCCCCAGUCUAACAGGCCAAUAUUCAAACAAAUGGGAGGAUCACCUUAUAAUAUCACUGUUAGUGCAGUCACGUACACGCCUAACAAACCAUUAAGGGUUACAAUAAGUGGUGCCCCAUUCAAGGGAUUUUUUAUAGUCGCUGGUGAGGAGGGUUCUAAGGACUGGCCCACGGGGCAGUGGUACACGGAAAAUGACGCAGCUCGUCCUAUGUUCUGUUCGGGUAACAACGAUGCCAUAACGCAUUCCAACUCCAGAUGGAAGGACUCCAUAACAUUGCUAUGGUAUGGACCAACCCACUCGACCGCCGAUAUGAUUCAGUUCAUAGCCACGGUGGUGACAAACAGAACAACAUAUUGGACCGAAAUCAGAUCUCCUAGAAUCACCAUGGACAACGCGGCACAAGAGGCCCAGGCCGAGUUUAAUCCAUUCACUGCUGCCAUGUCCAGUUUUGGAUCUCCCGGACUGGACCCAUGGGGCUACCCGACAACGGACGCCUGGGGUUGGGGCGGGGGAUUUGGCGGAAUGAGCCGGGGAGGGAGACGGUCCAGCAGCUCUUCUGGGGGAGAGGGGGCGUCCGGUGGAGAAGCCGCGCCCGCGGGAGAAGGAGCCACGCAAUCUUCUUCAAGAAACCGCUGGGGAAGUUCUAGAAUGAAUUUCGGAAGGUCAAACUUUUUCAAUCCAUUUUCUCUCUUCUGGAGAAGGCGUAAAUAAGCAUUAAACGUAGACGUUUCGACAUCGAAACAUAAUCUGCUGAAAGGUUACUACAGUAAGUGAAAUACCUUGACGAGUGUGAUGUCAAAAGAAAGAAAAAGAAAAGACUUCAGAAGUUUGCAGAAUCAAGACCAGUAUUUUAAUUUGAAAUUUCCAUAUAUAUAUCAUGUAUCACCCGACAUCUGAAUGGUUUUACAUUCACAAUAUAAACCAUAUGCACAGGUAAAUUAUAUAUACAGUAAAACAAGUGUCGUUUUGCUUUUUAUCAGCGUAAUUCAUUGUAUCAAGUUAAAGACAUGCUUUGAAAAUCACAUCGCUAUCAGCGCCAUUUCGAUAUAGGCGUGUUCGAUAUAAGCGUGUUUUACUGUAUAUAUAUCAUCAUCAUCAUAU